Molecule: messenger RNA, 837 nt
Organism: Mesorhabditis belari
Lineage: Eukaryota; Metazoa; Nematoda; Chromadorea; Rhabditida; Rhabditidae
Source: the annotation of a GenBank genome assembly
AUGUAUUUCUCAGUUUUGCGAGCGGCAAAGCAGAUUUCGAUCAACAGAAUGCUUCAAGUUAUCCCUGUGCCCGCACUUGAGGACAAUUACAUGUAUCUAGUAUUUGAUUCAGAAAAGAAACACGCGGCUGCCGUGGAUCCAGUCGAACCUGAAAAAAUACAGAAGAUAGCUAAUGAAUUGUCGCUAUCAAUUUGUGCAGCGCUUGUCACGCAUCAUCAUUGGGAUCACGCUGGUGGAAUGAAGCAGUUUAGAGAAUUGUACCCAGACCCGUCGAUCAAAAUCUAUGGCGGAGAUGCUCGAAUCGAUUGUUUAGAUGUUCAUUUAAAGCAUGAAGAUCAUUUCGAGUUUGGAGGAUUGAAGACAAGAGCUCUCUCGACUCCUUGUCACACAAAAGGACACAUCUGUUAUUAUGUUGAACGAGGGAAUGAACGAGUUGUGCUUACCGGAGACACGUUGUUCAUUGCUGGCUGUGGGAAAUUCUUUGAGGGUACUGCUGAACAAAUGCAACGAAAUCUGAACGAAGUCCUGGCUUCACUACCCGAUGAUACUCGUGUUUAUCCAGGACAUGAAUACACCUCAAGCAAUCUCAAAUUUGCUAAACACAUUGAGCCAAACAAUCAGGAUGUGAUUGCAAAGCUGAAGUUCUCUCUCGAUUGUGACGCCAAAAAGCAGCCGACAGUCCCGUCGACAAUCGGUGAAGAGAAGAAGAUCAAUCCGUUCAUGAGAGUUAAUAGUAAUGAGAUACAAAAACAGGUCUCAGCAAUCAGUCCAGUCGAUGUAAUGGCCAAGCUUCGAGAGGCGAAGAAUCAGUUCCGUCCGGCAAAUUUUGCCUGUAAA